Messenger RNA from Dracunculus medinensis (Guinea worm), 723 nucleotides. NCBI's taxonomy places the organism in Eukaryota, Metazoa, Nematoda, Chromadorea, Rhabditida, Dracunculidae. The record is from the annotation of a GenBank genome assembly.
UUUCUAUUAUCGUUGCCAUUCGAAAUAAGACCAGUUCUCGCUCAUGAUAUAAUGAAUGAAGAAAUACCGCUAACUGAAUUUUUUGUCUUAAAUGUCAUCGAGAAAAAGAAACUUGGUGAAAUUUUAAAAUAUUUGCCACAAAUGCCAACUUGGGCGAAUCAUUUGAAGCGCAUCAAAUCUGGAAAUGUUUUAAUUCAACCAUUAUCAUUUCCAAUCGAUGAAAUUUUGCGACUUAAAUUGAUUAACGUAUUCGGUGAAAUUUUUACCUUCGAAAGAGUUCUUGUUCCUUCUAGGAAACCAAUUACGAGGCAGCAGUUUACUUGGGCAAAACAAAGAUGGCCUGUCGAAUUCCAUCCUAAUAAAAAUGUUGAAGCCAUGCUUAAUGGUACUUUCUUCGACAAGAAACAGCAAAAAGAGAUUAUCAACUUUUUUCUGGAAGCAGAGAAGGUUGGUAAUGGUGGUCCAGGUUGUUUAAUGGUCGAUCUUGAAGGAAAAGUGGUCGCUAAAAGUAAUACUUUGCAAUAUCUUGGUACUGGAUUUGAUGUCUAUUUGACAGAGGAGCCUUGCUCGAUGUGUGCUAUGGCACUGGUUCACUUUCGAGUUAGUCGAGUAUUCUUUUGUCGGCGAAUUCCAAAAGGUGCCUUAGAAUCGUCGUGGAGAAUACAAGAGGAAAAGCGAAUAAAUCAUCAUUAUCAAGUUUUCAGAAUCGAUGAAGUUUUAUAA